CAUGAUUCAUCUGCAGUUGUUAGCAUCGAUUGCGGAUCAUCGGAUUCGUUCACGGACGAAAAUACGAUCAAAUGGGUUGGAGACGACGAAUUUGUUUCAGGUGGAAAAUCCCAAGUGGUUCAAACCACAAACGGAGUGGCUCGUGUGUUGACCACCUUGAGAGUGUUUUCAACCAGGAAAAGAAACUGUUACUCCAUCAAAGCAGAAAAGGGGGCUCAGUUUCUUGUGCGAGCAUCUUUCUUUUAUGGAAACUAUGACAAGAAAUCAUCUCCUCCUGAAUUUGCUCUUCUUCUGGACGGGAACUAUUGGGCCGACGUCAUAACUUCAGCCACUGAUCUUGUGUAUAAAGAACUAGUUUAUGUCGCCAACGGUGAUUUUAUAGAGAUUUGUCUUGCUCAAACGAAGCCUAACCAGCUUCCGUUUAUAUCAGCUAUCGAGAUCGGGGGCUUGGGCACGGAUAUGUACAGCCAUGUCGACGCUGAAUAUGCUAUGGUUCAUACAAGAAGGGUUGCUUAUGGUGCAACUGAUAAUAUAAGGUACCCAAGUGAUGAUUAUGAUCGGAUUUGGGAGCCAGUGGAGGGUGGAGAUGGAUUAGUAAAACUCACAAACGAUCUACAUAUUAUUGAUACAUCUGUGCCAGAUCAGCCUCCAGCUGCUGCUUUCCAGUAUGCAAUAACUACCUCAAAACCCUCCGUAUCAAUUAGUCUGGGCACUGAUCUUCCGACCGAUAAAGUUCCCAUCUACAUCAUCAUGUACUUCACCGAAAUGAGCCAACUGACCACGUCCGAGACCAGAUCCUUCGAGAUUUACAUCGACGGCAAGUCGGAGUCGGACCCCAUUGUUCCUGUCUAUGGAACUGUCACGGAGAUGUCUAUUACCAACAUUACUGCUUCUUCCAGCACAAAUAUUUCUCUGGUAGCUACUGCCGAUUCGACACUUCCUCCGUUGAUUAAUGCCAUGGAGGUUUAUUAUGUCAGUGGUCCGUUAACGGGUGGAACGGAUAGCAAUGACGUGACAGGGUUAGGUAUAUUGCAAGACAAGUUCAGUAUAUUACAGGAAUGGACUGGUGACCCAUGCCUCCCUUCUCCAUUUACCUGGGACUGGGUCAAUUGCAGUUCUGAUAUUACACCCCGCGUAACAGCACUGUAUCUGAGUGGCUAUGGCCUCUCUGGCCAACUUCCAGACUUCAGCUCCCUUGAUGCUCUUCAGACAAUAGACAUGCACAACAACAGCUUGGGUGGAGCCAUUCCUGAUUUUCUUGGCACCUUACCCAAACUAACCCAAUUGAAUUUAGUAGACAAUAAACUCAGUGGACCCAUUCCCACCACAAUUUCAACGAAUAGCAAACUGAAAUUAGUGUCGUCGGGAAAUCCUGAUCUUUGUGCCGCCGGCGCGUCCUGUAAGACAAUAAUUCCAGCUGAUAGUGAUAAUGGCUCUUCUAGUGGUGGUGGCAGCAGCAAGAAGAAAAGCAGCAAGCUACCGUUAAUUAUUGGAGUUACAGUUCCAGCUAUCAUUGUUUUUGUGGUCAUUGUGGUAAUCAUAGUUUGUGUUAUAAGCAGCGGUAACAGGAGAAGAGCGGCAAUUGCAGCACACUAUGCAGGGCAACAUGGUGGUGGCAACAUGCCUAACGGCCAGCCACCACAAGGAGGGCCAAUGGAUCCCCAGAUGGUGGGGAAAUAUGCAGAAGUAGCGAUGAAUCAGUUUGAGGUGAAUAUUCAAGGGCAAAGUGCCCCAACAACACCAGAUCUAACACCUCAACAGAACGAAGAAAGGCCACUCUAUUAA
Messenger RNA from Pyrus x bretschneideri (Chinese white pear), 1785 nucleotides. RefSeq names its product putative leucine-rich repeat receptor-like protein kinase At2g19210. The annotation marks the transcript as partial. Gene Ontology annotation, molecular function: protein binding. The transcript has 8 exons. Lineage: Eukaryota; Viridiplantae; Streptophyta; Magnoliopsida; Rosales; Rosaceae. The record is from RefSeq and is a predicted model, not a curated record.